Raphanus sativus (radish) is the source of this 1143-nucleotide messenger RNA. RefSeq lists its product as uncharacterized. NCBI's taxonomy places the organism in Eukaryota, Viridiplantae, Streptophyta, Magnoliopsida, Brassicales, Brassicaceae. The record is from RefSeq and is a predicted model, not a curated record. The coding region runs from base 129 to 650 and encodes 173 amino acids. The transcript has 3 exons.
CACUCUUUUCUCUCUCGUAAGCGAAAAAACAAAUCCGAGACUUAGGGUUUCUUAUUUCCUUCUUGACAUUACUCUUCGAUUUCGUUUUCUCUCUGUUUCCAAUCCCGAAAACUAGGGUUUUUUUAGCAAUGGCUACAGCAACAAGUCUGGGUCGUGAUCUCUUGUCUUCCUCCUCCUCAAAAUCUGAUCGUGCGGCAGCGAUAAAGAUUAGGUUUGCGGAUAUCAUUGUCAAAUCGAGUAGAAACAAGUCUGAGGCUAUGAUGAAGAUCAGAAGGGAGAAGCAACUUCUGAAGAAGAAGCAGCUUCAAGAAAAGGCAAGAAUCGAAGCAAGAAUGAGAAUGAGAAUGAGACAAGAGGCAAGGCUUGCGGUGCUGAAGGUGGAAGAAGAAGAAGCAAGAUCAGAGUGUAAGUACUUCAAUCCUUUGUCUGUCGAAAAAGAACUGUUAGUUCUCAUUGGCGGCUCUCGUAAGGCAAGAGAUCGAUCUUUGCUUAAACAGUUUGGGUUGGUUUUGAAAACUGAUAUUGAUGAUGCUCUUCUUGAUGAUCUUGAGGAAGAAUGGAUUGACCAGGCUUUGAGCUUGGAAGUGACCAAGCUUCAUUCUCUUCACAGCAAAAAAACGCACAGAGUAACAAGGCUCUGUUUCCAGUAACAGUAACAAGGCAUUACGCUUCAUGUUUUCUUAUAGAUGAUUGAUCAUGUAGAGUAGAAGAUCCAAGGCUAGGCUUUCCAUCAACCUACAAAGAUCAGAGGAGUGAUAGCCGCAGGUUGAGGCCCAUGGAAAGCUUCAUUGUGCAAAGGCUAGUCUUGUUUUCAAAUAGCAGAAUAUCUAAUUUCUCUCAGUGUAGUCGACAUCAUCGCCCUGGAUCCUGAGAAAAGGUAUAUUCCGUAAGGGUUGUAUUGAUGAAACGUGUGUAAUGAUUAUUGAAGGAUCAGUUGAGGUGGCGAUGUACUUUAUAAAACCCUUAUGGAAUGUACCUUAAUAAACGUCUUUGAAUUCUAAUAAUCUGAUACCUAAACAUGGUUAUUGUACAUGAUUGCUCGUACGGAAUUGGAACCUAUAUUAUAACGAAACUACACAAAUGUUUAAAUCUAUUUAUCACAUGCUUAAGCAACUGUUUUUAAGUUUUAACACAGAUAUAACA